Diaporthe amygdali is the source of this 1290-nucleotide messenger RNA. RefSeq names its product lustrin a-like protein. Lineage: Eukaryota; Fungi; Ascomycota; Sordariomycetes; Diaporthales; Diaporthaceae. The transcript is spliced from 3 exons. The record is from RefSeq and is a predicted model, not a curated record. Bases 1 to 1290 code for a protein of 429 amino acids.
AUGAAGUCCGUUCUCGCUGCCUCCCUGGGUCUCGCGACCCUGGCUUCUGCCAACAAUGUCUACCCCCAGCACCCCCACUUCAACUACCGCCGACAAAACACCACGGCGAGCGCCGGUGAGCAGCUCACCACACUGACCGUCCUGACCACCUCCGUCCGGACUGUCAUCAGCUGUGCCGCGACUGUCACCGACUGCCCGGCCAACUCCGCCUCCCUGACCAACCUGGCCUCCGUCGCCCCCGAGCAGGUCUCCACCGUCCUGGUCACCGACGUGAUCCAGCUCGCAACCACCAUCUGCCCGGUCACCGCCGCCUCUGGCAUCUCUUCCAGCGUCAUCUCCGUCGCUGCCACCGGUGGUAUCACCGGUACCACCAUCACCGGCACUACCCCUGGCGCCAUCCCCGUAGCCACCCCGGCCCCAACCGGUCAAUACUCGAACGGAACCAUCCCCACACCUCCCGUGACCGCUUCGUCACCCGAGGCCUCGACGCCCGCUGAGGGCGACGAUGAGGAUGAGUGCGAGCCCGAUGUGACCACUGUCGUCUCCACUUCCGUGGCCACCCUGACCUCGGGCAUCCCAGUCACUGUCACUCUCACCAACGGUGGCGGCUCUGGAAACGGUGGCGGUGUUGAGGUCAGCACCUCCACCUCUUUCACCACCUUCGUCACUGCCAUCCCUGUGACCAAGACCGUCAUCAACACCGAGUCUUCUCCUGAGUCAACCGGCGAGUCUUCCCCUGUUGAGGGUGGAUCUGGCGAGGGUAGCGAGGGAACCACCAUCUCUGGCACCACCACCACCACUGCCACCUCCACCGGCACCAAGACCGCCACUCUCACCAGCACGCUGCCCAAGACCACUGGCGUCGACACCAACAACAACUCCGGCACCGGCUCUGGCUCCGGCUCCGGCUCCGGCGCUGAGGGCACUUGCGUUGCUGAGACUAUCACCGUUACCAAGGAGGGCCCCACCGUCUACGUAACCGUUGGCGCUGCCACCCCCACCGGCGCCUCCAGCGUUCCUCUGGCUGCCAACGCUGCCGUCCCCACGACCGCUUCCGCCUCUUCUCCCGAGGCCUCGUCCCCUGCCGAGACCGGUGAGGAUGACGACACCUGCGAGGACGAUGGCACCGACGACUCCUCCGCCGACGAUGGUGAGGAUGACACCUGCGACGAGGAGCCCGAGGAGACCGUCACCGCCACCGUCGUCCCUGUCCCCACCGGCACCAACGGUACUGGCUCUGCCUUCCCCACCGGCGCCGCCCUGAAGAACCGCUUCGCCAAGAUGCACUAA